AUGGCUUUGGGUCUCUUAAGGAUUCCACAGGUUGUUGCCUUGGUGUUUGGCGGAAGGGAACGCCCUUUCUCCAAAUGCCAUGCCUCCGCCGUCAGACUCCGAGGCCCCGAAGCCUUGGCCUUGGCCGCGCGAGACGGCGAAGGUCUGGCCCGAGACUUGGUCGAGUCCUUGUUGGCGGUCAGCGACUACCAGGCCUUCGUGGAGCUGAUGCAGCGCGUCGCGAGACAAUGCGAGGCGGACAGCUGCACAGGCGAAGCGAGUCCUGCCAG
Molecule: messenger RNA, 269 nt
Organism: Durusdinium trenchii
Lineage: Eukaryota; Dinophyceae; Suessiales; Symbiodiniaceae
Source: the annotation of a GenBank genome assembly